Messenger RNA from Coprinopsis cinerea okayama7#130, 429 nucleotides. RefSeq lists its product as hypothetical. The transcript is spliced from 3 exons. The record is from RefSeq and is a predicted model, not a curated record. Lineage: Eukaryota; Fungi; Basidiomycota; Agaricomycetes; Agaricales; Psathyrellaceae. Bases 1 to 348 code for a protein of 115 amino acids.
AUGUUGGCCUCCUGUACAUCCCGAGCGUUGCGCUCAUCAGUCACCCGUCUGCAAGGCAGACGCUUUGCUUCCCAUGAAGCACCGCAGUACAACGAACCCACCGGCUGGCUUUUCGGUGAAAAGCCACCACCACCGGGACAGAAACGAGUGAAGGAGGACUGGGAGAACAUUUGGGUUAUUGGAAUGUUCGGCACCAUGGCUUUCGCCAGUGUGAUGUUGUACUACAAGCCUGACACCAGCGUUCAAUCCUGGGCCUUGAAAGAAGCCAAGGAACGCAUGGAAGCUCGCGGAGAGAAAUACCAAUACGAACCCUCGACCUCGACGUCGUCCUCAUCAACGUCUUCCUAAUAGCAACCACAAUAUUCUUCAUUGUCGCCAUCCUCAUCCGCUAGAAAGUACCAAUAGAAUAUAUUCUAUUCGAGUUUCUUA